AUUGCACGCACAUUGUUAAUUGAACCGUCACUAAAACGAGUGCAUGAACCCGUAGUUCUUCCCCGAUCAUAAGCAAUUUUAUAAUUUUCAUUUUCUCAACGGCAGAUCAAUCGCAAUAUUGCCGUGUUUGCGGUAUAAUUGGGGCAAUUGAGAAUUUCCGUAAUUGAGUCAAACAGAGAGAUGGGUAACGAAGGAACAGAAGCACUCAAGUACGUUUGGAAAGGAGCAAUACCCCUUCAAAUUCAUCUCCAUGAUUCUGAAGUCGCCACUCUUCCUCCUCCUCCCCCAGUUCUGUUGUUAGCGCCACGAAUAGGUUAUCUUCCACUGCUAGCAUCUCAAAUUAAACCCCUCUUCAGCAACUCACUUCCUCCAGGGGAAGAUACAAUUUGGUUUGAGUACAAAGGAUUGCCCCUGAAAUGGUAUAUACCAACGGGCGUUCUUUUCGAUCUUUUGUGUGCGGAGCCUGAGAGACCUUGGAAUCUUACGGUUCAUUUUAGAGGUUAUCCAAGUAAUACACUAACUCCUUGUGAAGGUGAAGAUGCUGUUAAGUGGAGCUUCAUCAAUUCUCUGAAAGAGGCUGCCUACAUAAUUAAUGGAAACUGCAAGAAUGUAAUGAACAUGUCACAGUCUGAUCAGUUGGAUUUAUGGCGCUCUGUUUUAAAUGGCAAUUUGGAGUCCUUCCUUAAGGUGACAUUAAAGCUGAAGCUAGGAGCCAUUGAAGAUGAUUACACAGCAAAACUGUAUCCAUCGUUAAAAUCCUCAUCUGAUACCGGUAAUACAGAUAAUCCCGGACUUGCCACAACAGGUAGGAUUCCAGUACGGUUGUAUGUUAGGAUUUUCACCGAGAUGUUUGAUGACUUGGAAAAGGCUCCUGAGAUUGACAGCUGGGAGAAAAUUUCUUACAUAAACAGACCCGUUGGACUCAAUAAAGAUGAAGGAAAAUGCUUUACUUUAACUGAUGCUAUGAAGACUCUCCUGCCAGAGUACUUUGGAGAAGGGACACUCAACGGUGAGAAAACAAUUGAGGAGGAGGUUCAAGACGUGCAUCCAGAAGUUGCUGGUGACCCAAAAAUUACAGAAGAGGUGACUGCAUCAGUCAGUGAACGUACUGAGGCGAAACAGCCAUCAGAAAGUGCUGAGAUCAAGCUCAUUCGAAUUCAAGGUAUCAAGCCAAAACCCGAGAUCCCUUUCUCUUGGGUAGUUAACAACCUAAUGAACCCAGAUCACUACCUUCACAUAUGUGUGUAUUUGAUCCAUCACUAGCCUUCGCCAUAUAAUCGUUGCUUUACAUAGACUGGUUAACUUCUGUAUAUGUCGCUCAGCUGGCCUUGUGGUUUCCCACGUUGGUUAAUUUAGUUUACGCACCCUUGCAUUCUUUGUUUACGUAUGCAAUCUGUAAAGCACAAUAGUCUGUACAUAACAAAGUAACCUUUUUUUUUUUUUUGAGAAAAAAGUAACCUUGUUUUACUUAGAUGGUUUCCCGUUAAAGACUCCCCUUUCUUCCAUGUAUCGUUUGCAUGACUCACUUGAGAAAACGAGGGGUGAAUCAAACGACAAGGUUAAGGACUGAAGGUGCUACACGAGCCGACCUUGUAUAGCUCUCUGAUUCGUAUAUGUGUUUGCUAAAUACAGCCAGUUAAACUGUACAAGCUGUGUAUUGUAUAGUUAAUAGUUAUACAUUAAGAGUCAUGGGUGUUUUUCGCA
Molecule: messenger RNA, 1704 nt
Organism: Chenopodium quinoa (quinoa)
Lineage: Eukaryota; Viridiplantae; Streptophyta; Magnoliopsida; Caryophyllales; Amaranthaceae
Product: autophagy protein 5-like
Exons: 8
Coding region: 181-1263 (360 amino acids)
Biological process (GO): C-terminal protein lipidation; autophagosome assembly; cellular response to nitrogen starvation
Cellular component (GO): phagophore assembly site membrane; cytoplasm; Atg12-Atg5-Atg16 complex
Source: RefSeq, a predicted model, not a curated record